AUGAAUGUUUUUGAUCUUAAAAGAAAAUCAGGAAGAGGUAGUAUUCAAAGAGAAAAAGUCAUUCCCAUUAAUUCCAUCUUUACAUGCAAAUAUAAGGAUGUUUUUUAA
Molecule: messenger RNA, 108 nt
Organism: Arxiozyma heterogenica
Lineage: Eukaryota; Fungi; Ascomycota; Saccharomycetes; Saccharomycetales; Saccharomycetaceae
Exons: 1
Coding region: 1-108 (35 amino acids)
Source: RefSeq, a predicted model, not a curated record